Messenger RNA from Bradysia coprophila, 3068 nucleotides. RefSeq names its product SR splicing factor protein kinase (gene SRPK). The record is from RefSeq and is a predicted model, not a curated record. Gene Ontology annotation, biological process: regulation of mRNA processing; spliceosomal complex assembly; peptidyl-serine phosphorylation. NCBI's taxonomy places the organism in Eukaryota, Metazoa, Arthropoda, Insecta, Diptera, Sciaridae. Gene Ontology annotation, cellular component: cytoplasm; nucleus. Gene Ontology annotation, molecular function: protein serine/threonine kinase activity; ATP binding.
GUUAAAUGUCGUUUUGUGAAAAAGUUCGGCCAUUAUCUAGAACAUUAUCCACAAAACUUACACAAUUUACCUGCAAUUACACAAAACUGUUUGUAAAAUUGUGUUUAUUGUGUAAAGUACAUUUAACGGCGCUCACUUUACACACAACAAUCGAAAUGUGUUGACGAACAGGUAGAAUAAAUUGUUGAGUAAAAAAAACUGUAUGGUCGAAGGCAUAAAAUGUAAAUAAAUGCGUGAAAAAUUAAACGAAUAACAAAUCGUUCAGAUCAAACAUCAGUAUAGGAGAGCGGAGUGGUAUAAUAAAAAUCGAGUGAGGUUCACAUUGCGUGUUUCGUUAAUUUUUUUUUCCUCGAUUUCUCAUCUGUUUUAUUCGAUCAAGUUGCUAAAAAUUUAUUGGAACGAGUCAAGACACAAUAAAUCAGGACAACUGCACUAAAAAUACAUUUUGGAGUUGCGUGGAGUGGUUGUAAUAAAUAGAAUUUCCACGAAAAUAAAAUAAAAAUUUUUGGAAUAAAAUGAAUUCGAAGCAGGACAUAAACAGACGAGUAUUCGCAAUUCAAGCGAAAAAGAAACGCCAUAAGGCCAACAAAAAGAAGGGAAAAGGUCAAAACAUAGCAAACAACAGCAAUACAACCGUGACAACAGAAAACAUAAACGAUAUUACGGACUCGAAUAUCGAUAACUUCACAGCACCAACACCCGUGCGGCAGAACGCCACCAGUGGCGACAGCCCCAGCCGUAUUGCAUUACCAAUUGUAAAUCGUGAUGCAGCCAUUACAUCUCCGCAAGAUGUUAAAAGUCUAGGUCCUUCGAAUAGCUCUUCCAAUGAAACAAUCGGCGACCACGAUGAUGCAUACACCAGCGAAGAAGAAGAACAAGAGAAUCGGGAGGACUAUUGUAAAGGUGGCUAUCAUCCAGUCAAAAUCGGUGAUCUGUUCCUGAAUCGUUAUCAUGUUACGCGAAAAUUGGGUUGGGGUCAUUUUUCAACCGUGUGGCUAUGCUGGGACCUGGAGGAUAAACGUUAUGUUGCAUUGAAAAUCGUUAAGUCAGCGCCACAUUUUACUGAGACUGCUAAAGAUGAGAUUAAAAUUUUGAAAGCGGUUCGUGAUGGUGAUCCAGCUAAUCCGAAGCGAAACAAAACCGUUCAACUGCUGAAUGACUUCAAAAUUACGGGUGUGAACGGUGUGCACAUUUGUAUGGUGUUCGAAGUACUCGGUCACAAUUUGCUGAAAUUAAUUCUGAAAUCAAAUUAUCGUGGCAUACCGCUGUCCAAUGUUAGAUCGAUUACACGACAGGUGCUCGAAGGUUUAGACUAUUUGCAUACAGAAUGUCAAAUCAUUCAUACAGACAUCAAGCCUGAGAAUGUACUGAUUUGCGUCGACGAUUUGUACAUUCGGAAGUUGGCAUGUGAAGCGACGGAAUUACAUGCAAUGGGAUUGAAGCUGCCAUAUUCGUUGAUUAGUACAGCACCGAAAGAAUUUCAGGAACAACCAAUCACCGGCAAAUUGUCCAAGAACCAGAAGAAGAAAAUGAAAAAGAAGGCGAAACGGCAAACGGAAUUGAUUAAAAAGCAACUCGAACACAUCCAGCAGUUGGACGCAAUUCCCGAUAAAGUGGCGGCGGACAAAGGCGAUGAAUCGCCGAGAAACGGUAGCGUCGAUGUGGACCAGCAAAAUAAUGACGACGGCGAUGCUGACGAUAAUACUCCAGAUGGUCCUCCGAGCAAUGAAAUGUCGCCGAGUGGAAAUGAAAUCGUAAAUGGAACUCAAAAGUCUGAGUCCACCGAUGGAGACAUCGAUGAAGCCAGCGAAUUGAUCCACAAAGACAAAGAGAACAACACCACGUCCGACGAGAAAUUGUCGCCGAAUAGCAAUGAAUCCGAUCCAAACGAAUCGAACAAUUUGGACUCGGAAGAGAAUUCGAAUACGGCAAACAGUAAAACCGACGACAACACCAAACAGCAACCGUAUAAGCUCAACGUACUACCAAAAGAUCCAGCAUUUGAAAUUUGUGACAUUGAAGUGAAAAUUGCUGAUCUGGGCAACGCAUGUUGGGUGCAAAAGCAUUUCACCGAAGACAUUCAGACGCGCCAGUACCGUUCGUUGGAGGUGAUUUUGGGCGCUGGCUAUAAUACGUCGGCCGACAUUUGGAGCACAGCUUGUAUGGCAUUUGAACUAGCCACCGGUGAUUACCUAUUCGAACCGCAUACCGGUGAGAAUUACAGUCGUGAUGAGGAUCAUAUAGCCCAUAUCAUUGAGCUGUUGGGACCAAUUCCGAAGAAGAUUAUUUUGUCGGGAACCAUGUCACAUAUUGUAUUUAACAAGAAGGGCGAACUGCGUCACAUAACCGGACUGAAACCGUGGGGUUUGGAGGAGGUGUUAGUGGAGAAGUACGAAUGGCGUUUCGACGAAGCGGCUGCAUUUGCUGAAUUUCUGCGACCGAUGCUUGAAUUCGAACCGGCAAGGCGUGCAACAGCGGCACAAUGUCUCGAGCAUCCAUGGUUGAAGCAGUAAGUUGGGAAAAAAGCAGACAACACAUCCAAUCCCCCAGUUAAAAACCACCACCCAAAACUAUUAGCGUCCCAUUUGUGUGAAUAUUAAAGCGUGUGUAAGAUCAUCCUAAAUAUACUUAAUUGAAACAAGUUGAUUUAAACGGAAAGAAAGAAAGAAAAUGAAUUUAUUGUUAAGCAAAUGGAGGAGGAAUGAACCACAGAAUGACAAUGUUUUUUGAAAGACUUUGAUUUCAUCUAUCGCAAUUCAUAUUAUAAUCAUAAAUCGCCUUAGUAAAUUCACCUCCGGAAACACAUUCACACACAUUAUAUAUACACACAAACCAACACCGACUUUCUACGACACAUUACAAACUGUAUUUUGACCACACACUCUCCUAAUAAAAAUUUAAUUUUAAAAAAUUGCAAAAAUAAAAAAUUAAGAAGAAUUCAACGCAACCAAAAGCAUGAGCAAAAAAAAGAAAUUGUAUUGCAAAUGAACAGUGAACGGUUUAGACUAUAUUUAAUAUGCAACACCGGCAAACACCAUACAGCAUAUUGAUAUGGAUUUUAGUAAAAA